AUGUAGGAGGGACGAAACUCAGGUCUGUAAACACGACAGCAAACAUCUUCAUCCUCUGAACUACCUUGUCCCAAAUGCUGUUUUUGCUUUGAGACGGGUUUUUUUUUCCCUGCUGGCCACGCUGACCCGGAGCUCUCAAGUCAAGUGAGUUUUCCCACCUCAGACUCUGAUGAUGUGGAACUACAGGCAUGCACCCCCCUACUCUGCGUCUGCAUGUGACUAGGCGGAUAAUAUUGUGUAGUAGAGAAGAAUAUUCCUUCCAGAAUAUUAGACGCAAAUGUCUACGAAGUCUUCAAAUGCCAUUGAAGUGCAUACAUCCUCAGGACUGAUGGACUCCGCGCUGUGGAAAGCUGAAGAAUUUGAAGAAGCCACACGCUACUCAGCUAGAGCUGGUGGACCAUCUUAAAACUUUUUUUGAAAAACUCUACAAAUCUGAAUUUUGGGGUGCUGGAGCUAUUGCUCAAGGCUAGAUAGAACUCAUCCUUAGUCCUCUUGAUGCUCCUGGUUUAAUUCCUCCCACAGCAAACUAAAAAAUAGAAUUUAAAAUGUGAAUAUGCAGGGAAUUUUCUGGUUUUGAUAUUUGGAACAAAGCAAAACAACAAAAACCAACGCCAUUGUCUCUUCAAAACCAAGGCUGCAGACUGCCUCUGAGGGUUGAAGCUGCUUUUAUAUAUGCCACAGUAGGGUGACGCCCCUUAGAAGGUGGCAAGGGUGAGCCAAACAGUUCAGAAAGUGACAGAGUCAGGGUUGCAAGUUUGGUUUCCAAAGGAAAAGCAACCAAGAAAGCCAGUGUGCCUUGCCCUGCCUGUGGUCUUUCCUCCCAGCUUAAUUGAAAAAAAGAUCCCCAGUCUCAUCAGUAGCAGGCAGUUCCUAAUAUGUUGGCGAGUUGGUAGGAUCUGGUCCCUCAAUGAAGCAGUUUUUGAUGAAGUCUUAGGGUUUCCAUCUCUGUGAUAAUGCCCAUGACCAAAUCAACUUGGGGAGGAAAGGGUUUAUUUCGCUGCCACUGCGCAGUCCCGAAGGAAGUCAUAGCAGCAACUCAAACACAGCAGCAAUGGGCGGUCACGGAGGAGCGCUGCUUAAGGCCAUGCUUCUUUCUCAUGGCUUGCUCGAGAAAGCCGCCACAGAUUCGGAGGUCACGGCCGUGCGUGGAUUUGCAAAGGCAUUGGGGCUGUCCCGCCCCCAAGAGCGAGCCCAAGCCACGGAAGGCAGCAGAGCUCGUCAGACCACGAGCAGAAAGAACCAAGAGGAGGCACGGCCCGGACCGGCUCGCGGGCGCCUCCCAGCCUGGUGCCACAGUCACCAAGCACCGGUGACUUGCGGAGCAGCCACCGCCGCCCCGGCUGCAGCGGCCACACGGAUGCCCGAGCCACGCGGCCCGCGCAGGGGCAGCCGCCACAGUCGCCGUCCCACGCGAACACCCGACACGCACGACUGCUGAUGAAGUGAUUGAGAAGGAAGCACGAGCUGAGCACCUUGCCUUUGCAGCCGGGACAGCAUGGAGCAGCCAUUCACUGUGAACUCGCUGAAAAAGUUGGCUGCAAUGCCUGAUCAUACAGAUGUUUCUCUAAGUCCGGAGGAGCGGGUCCGCGCCCUAAGCAAGCUUGGUUGUAAUAUCUCCAUUAACGAAGACAUCACCCCACGCCGUUACUUCAGGUCCGGAGUAGAAAUGGAAAGGAUGGCGUCUGUGUAUUUGGAAGAAGGGAACCUGGAAAAUGCCUUUGUUCUUUAUAACAAAUUUAUAACAUUGUUUGUAGAAAAGCUUCCUGGACAUAGAGAUUACCAGCAGUGUGAAGUUCCGGAGAAGCAGGAUAUCAUGAAGAAACUGAAGGAGAUUGCCUUCCCAAGGACAGAUGAAUUGAAAAAGGACCUGAUAAGGAAAUAUAACAUAGAAUACCAAGAGUAUUUGCAAAGCAAAAACAAAUACAAAGCCGAAAUUCUUAAAAAGUUGGAACAUCAGAGACUGAUAGAGGCGGAGCGCAAGCGGAUAGCUCAGAUGCGCCAGCAGCAACUAGAGUCAGAACAGUUCCUGUUUUUCGAAGAUCAGCUCAAGAAGCAAGAGUUGGCCCGCGGCCAGACGCGAGGUCAAGACUCCCGGGUGCUGCCUGAGCAGACUGAUGGAAGCGGACUGUCCUGCUUUUCCACCCACCAGAACGUAUUUGCCGAUCAGCCCCGGAAAAGCGAUGGCAGCGAUUUCGCUGAUCACUCUCCUCCCGUGAACAGGGCCUUAAAGCCCGCGGCCACUCUGAGCGCGGUUCAGAAUUUAGUGGUCGAAGGCCUGCGGGGUGUGGUUUUAUCAAGAGACCUUUGCCAGAAAUUUCUGCUGCUGGCCGAAUCAAACACAGUAAGAGGAAUAGAGACCUGUGGAAUCCUCUGUGGCAAACUGACACACAAUGAAUUCACUAUUACCCAUGUGAUCGUGCCAAAGCAGUCUGCAGGCCCAGACUAUUGCGACAUGGAGAACGUAGAGGAAUUAUUCAAUGUCCAAGAUCAACAUGGUCUCCUCACGCUGGGAUGGAUUCAUACGCACCCCACGCAAACCGCGUUCCUGUCCAGUGUGGAUCUUCACACUCACUGCUCCUAUCAGCUGAUGUUGCCCGAGGCGGUUGCCAUCGUGUGCUCCCCAAAGCAUAAAGACACGGGCAUUUUCAGGCUCACCAAUGCCGGCAUGCUUGAGGUCUCCACUUGUAAGAAGAAGGGCUUUCAUCCUCACACCAAGGACCCCAGACUGUUCAGCAUAUGCAACCAUGUGUUAGUAAAAGACAUCAAAACAACUGUGUUGGACCUGAGGUGACGUGCUCCAGAUACACGAGCAUCCGCACCAGAUACCUGCCAUGGAUGUGUGUGACUGCUGAAUUUCUUAUGACGUUUCCAGAAGUGACUGAUAUUUUAUAUUUAUAUAUUUUAGACCAAAACUUUGAUAUUUAUUGUUCUUGCACAUUUUGAAGUUUCCUUUUUGGGUUGCUGUGUCUCAAAGGAGGUCACAUGCUGUUCAAUCUAUACCUAUUAAUGUACCCAAAUAAUAUCCUCAGAAAAUAAAUUGUGUUGCAAAUAACAAUA
This is a messenger RNA of Alexandromys fortis (reed vole), 3057 nucleotides long. It is a transcript of the gene Stambpl1, whose product is annotated as STAM binding protein like 1. Gene Ontology annotation, biological process: protein K63-linked deubiquitination. The transcript is spliced from 13 exons. The record is from RefSeq and is a predicted model, not a curated record. Lineage: Eukaryota; Metazoa; Chordata; Mammalia; Rodentia; Cricetidae. Gene Ontology annotation, cellular component: membrane; endosome. The coding region runs from base 1496 to 2791 and encodes 431 amino acids. Gene Ontology annotation, molecular function: protein binding; metal-dependent deubiquitinase activity; K63-linked deubiquitinase activity.